AUGACCCGUGCCCACUGUGCCCCGGGUAGGCCAUAUUUGACAGUGGUCACUAGUUUAGCGAAGCGAGUGAGUGUCAGGAUCGCUCGUACGUUCGACGUUCCGCGCGCGAGGAUCGGCAACCUGUAAAUACCGCUCCACGACCGACGAGCCGACCGAGCCGACGACAGCCAGUUUAGUCACAAUGAGCACCGCGUCAAGCCAGGACGAUGCUCCGAUAUACGCGCCGUUCUUCGGCGUUAUGGGCGCCGCCUCGGCCAUCAUAUUUUCCGCUCUGGGAGCGGCAUAUGGCACAGCGAAAGCCGGCACAGGAAUCGCAGCGAUGUCCGUCAUGAGGCCAGAGUUGAUCAUGAAGUCCAUCAUUCCUGUCGUCAUGGCAGGUAUCAUUGCCAUUUAUGGCCUCGUGGUGGCCGUCCUCAUUGCGGGUUCUCUCGAAAAGGGCAAAUACACUCUGUUUAUGGGUUUCGCCCAUUUGGGCGCUGGUCUGGCCGUGGGCUUCUCCGGUUUAGCGGCCGGCUUCGCCAUCGGCAUUGUCGGUGACGCCGGUGUGAGAGGCACCGCGCAGCAACCUCGUCUCUUCGUCGGCAUGAUCUUGAUACUGAUCUUCGCCGAAGUGUUGGGUCUCUAUGGUCUGAUCGUUGCCAUCUACUUGUACACCAAGUAAACGGUCAGUAGCGGCACCUCUACCUGCCCAUGGCUCCAUGCAAGACAUGUCACCUGCAACCAACAGCGCUCCCCGACUCUAUUAUAAUGCUACAGCCAACUUGUUUUUUGACAUUUUACUUAAAAAGUCACGUUACUCCAUGAUGCAUACAUACACAUCUUACCUUAUCCACUUAUCUACCUACCGAAAAGAAAGAAAAAAAAAAAGAGAUACGAAAAGACAUCUUCAUUGGCUCAUCUUCGCGCAUCCUUCUAUAAUAUCAUAUUCGAAGUCGAUUUAUCUUUAGCGUCCAAGCAUUUAACCACCGCUCAUCUCACGAGUCGUAUAAAUCGUGUAUAUUGGAAGGUGCGCUGCGUGCGCGAUCGGCGAGAAAUGCCCGCCUGCUUGACUAAAUUUACUUGGCAAAAUUGAGGCAUGUCGGCGGAGCGUCUCGACGUCGCGGUGUUACAAGGAGCAAAUAUAGCCAAAAAUAAGGAGAAGGGAAAAAGGACAGCAAAAGCGGACAACAACAUGGGCGAUGCAGGGGAAUGCAAUGGAUACGUAUAUAAAGAGAGAGAGAGAGAGAGAGAAAGAGAGAGAAAGAGAGAGAGAGAGAGAAGAUCUCCCAUAUAAUCCCAUGCCGAACAUUCUCUUUCACUGUAUAGUAAUCAUUUGUAGCGUAGUAACGACAUUGAAUUAACAGUUGAAGUUAAUCGGCUCUACUGAGUGUAUAAAGAGAAAAAAACAUGUUAUUAAUAAAAAGAAUAUUUAGCACAA
Messenger RNA from Dinoponera quadriceps, 1417 nucleotides. It is a transcript of the gene Vha16, whose product is annotated as V-type proton ATPase 16 kDa proteolipid subunit. The transcript has 3 exons. Gene Ontology annotation, biological process: proton transmembrane transport. Gene Ontology annotation, cellular component: proton-transporting V-type ATPase, V0 domain. The record is from RefSeq and is a predicted model, not a curated record. The coding region runs from base 182 to 661 and encodes 159 amino acids. Gene Ontology annotation, molecular function: proton-transporting ATPase activity, rotational mechanism. NCBI's taxonomy places the organism in Eukaryota, Metazoa, Arthropoda, Insecta, Hymenoptera, Formicidae.